ACGUGACCGCCGCCCACCGCGACAAUGGUUUUCUGUGGCGCGCCCAGCCGCGGCUGCGAGGCUUGCCGGAAGAGGAAGAUAAGGUGCGACAAGACGCAGCUCCCGGCCGGCUGCGGACAGUGCGCCAAGGCGAAGCGGACCUGUCCCGGCUACCGCGAUCUCGGACAGGUGCUGUUCCGGCAUGAGAGCGCCAAGGUCGAGCGCCGAGUGCGUGGGACGGGCCGGGCCGGCGGGAGUGUUGGCAGCGGGUUUUCGCCUGUUUCGUCGGCUGGGGCAUCGCCUGAUUACUCGUCUGGGGAGAUCCUGUUCCUGCCGCAGGAAGGCCCCUCGAUCCACUACGCCCUAACACCUACGCCUGACGACCUCGCCGCCGGCUUCUUCUUCGCCAACUUCUGCAACCACGUCGCCUUCAGCGCCAGCAGCAACGCUCACAACAACGCGCACGGCGUCGUCGCCGCCGCAGGCCCCGACACGGACCUCUGGGCCAGCGGCAUCGACACGCACCUGUACACCAGCAUGUUGGCAGUCGGACUAUACGGGCUCGCACGGCACAGCGGGAACCCCGCCUUCGCGCGCCUCGCGACCCAGCGCUACACGGACGCGAUCCACGCCACCAACGGCGCGCUGCGCGACGCCGCCGUCGCGACGCGGGACAGUUCGCUGCUGGCGGUGAUUAUCCUGGGGUUGUUCGAGUCGCUGACGGGGCGGACCAAGGCGUCCCUGCAGGCGUGGGAACAACACAUUAAAGGCGCGAGCGCGUUGGUGAGUUUGCGAGGGAAGAGACAGCUGGAGACGGCGGUGGGGAGGCGCAUGUUCAUGCAGAUCACGAGCAGUUUGCUCAUCAGCUGCAUCCAGCGCGAUAUCCCGUUCCCGGCGCCGAUUAAACGCCUCAUGGACCUGGCGAGCGAGGAGGGUCAGCUCGAGCGCAGCCAUCCGUUCUACCGCCUGAGGGAGAUCAUGGUGCAGGUCGCGGAUUUCAGGGCCGAGUGGCUAAACGCCUCGCCCUCUGCUUCCAACACCACCACCCCACUCGACCCUCACACAACGAUAACCCGGGCCCUCCACCUCGACGGCCUCAUCCUCUCCCUCAUAGCCUCCCUCCCCCCCUCCUUCGCAUACACGACCCACCCCGUCUUCCCACCAGCCGCAGACCCCGACGUCUGCCCCACAGCCGCCUACCACACGUACCCCGGGUUCUGGCUCGCGCAGCUCUGGAACAGCAUGCGCUGCUGCCGUCUGCUGCUGCAUGGGAUGCUGCGGCAAGCACUACUAGCUGGGCUGGGGGGCUCUCCGCCCGCGUUCGGGGGCGAGGAGGGCGUAAAUAUGGCUAGGCUGUUUGCGGAGCGAGAGGGCGUGGUGCAGGAAUUGGUUAGGGACGUGCUGAGGAGCGUGCCCUGCCAUGUCGGGUAUGUGAGCGCGAGGGCGUGGCGGGAACGCCUGUUUGCUGGUGGUGUUGAAACACCACUCGCGCACCUCCCGCUCGUGCGCAGCCAGGGCAGCAUGAUGCUGCUGUGGACGCUGUUCCUGGUCGGAAGUUUGGAUGCGACGGGGAGCGAGACGAAGAGGUGGGUGAUACGGGCGCUGGAGAGGCUGGGUGCGGUUAUGGGGGUUGGGCAGGGGGGUGUGCUGGGAGGGAUCUUGAGGGGGGCGGGUUCGUGAGAAUGGGGGGAGGGGAGGGUUUUUUUUUUUUUU
Messenger RNA from Aplosporella prunicola CBS 121167, 1692 nucleotides. RefSeq lists its product as uncharacterized. The coding region runs from base 25 to 1659 and encodes 544 amino acids. The transcript is spliced from 4 exons. The record is from RefSeq and is a predicted model, not a curated record. Gene Ontology annotation, molecular function: zinc ion binding; DNA-binding transcription factor activity, RNA polymerase II-specific. Gene Ontology annotation, biological process: regulation of DNA-templated transcription. NCBI's taxonomy places the organism in Eukaryota, Fungi, Ascomycota, Dothideomycetes, Botryosphaeriales, Aplosporellaceae.